GCUGAUUUUUUGUUCGAAGAUUCGUGUGCUGAUAUUAAGGACUGAAGAAAGAAUCUGUGUCACAUAAAAAUAAAAAAAAAAGCUGGGCUUUUAAAGGCAAACAAAAAACAUCCCAAAGGCGAGGGCUUUUUCACUGCACAUUACACUUUCCCGUUCUUGGACCCCUGAGCCAUAUAGCGCCUGCGUUUUGAAUUUCUAAGUGGAAGAGUGAGAUUGAGCCUUCUGGGGUUUAAGCAAGCCUUUUGAAGGAAAUGGGUGAAUCUGCUUGUCUUGUUCGAUCGUUUUCUCACCCUGCUGAUGCUUCUUCCCGUGAAGCCAUAAAGGGUGAUCCAAUUCGUGCACUUACGGAGUCAGUGUCUUUUGGUAGAUUUAUGUCAGAAUCUCUGGCUUGGGAGAAAUGGUCUGCUUUUUCUCACAAUCGUUACUUGGAAGAAGUUGAAAGGUUUUCGAAGCCAGGUAGUGUUGCUGAGAAGAAAGCAUUUUUUGAAGCUCAGUUCAAAAGAAGGGCUGCAAUGAGAGCAGCAGCCUUGGCUGAGGAAGCAAAGACGGUUGCCAGUGAUGCCUUUCCAAUGAGAGCCACUAAUGCAAUUCCGAAUUAUUCUUCUUCAAAUAUGGCAUCAGCAAAUGCUAACUUCCUGGUUGUGAUGGCUGAAAAACAGGAUACUAAUGUCUGUGAGAGCGAGGUAGCUGAUAGUGAUAAUGCUAAUGAAUGCAAUCCAAAUGUUGAAACAGAUAACCUAGCCAACUUGAAAAGUCCAGCAGUAAUGGAACAGAAUCUUGAUGAGGUUAACCUCACCCAGGUUGAAAAUUCAAAGCAUCUAGAAAAAGCAGAUGAGGAGAGCAUGGUUUUGGCCAAACCAGGCGAGAGGAUGGCCCAUAAGGAAUCUGCUGAUAACUCAGCCUCACCAAGCAAGAAAAGCAGAACAAGUUCUUCAUCAAAGCCAUCAAGUAACAACAAAGCAUCCCAACUUCCAUCAUGUCUUUCCAAACCAGCCACCCCUUUACAUGCCAGGAAUGGUAAUGAUAACAAUGUUGGUUUGAGCAGUAAGAAGGCUGAUAGAGAGUCCAAUGAGAAAAAGAGAAGAAUUCCUAAUUUCCUACACAUGUCAGUCAGUUUCGCUGCUUCUAGUGAUGGAGAAAGUCGGAAAAGAUCGCUUCAAAUGGCCAAAGAUAGUUCAACUCCUCUACGAACCCCAACCCAGUAUCUGCAGAAAGCUGUUAGUCAGGAGAAUUGGGUGUUAUCAAAUCAUAAAAGGCAGUCAAAUUCCACAUCAAAGUCAUCAGCUUAUGGUGGAACAUCCAAGCUUCAAUUAUCUCCCUCCAUACCAGCAGCCACCAGAAUAGGAAAUAAUGAUGCUUGCAUUAAUAAGAAGUCUGCAGGGGAUUCAAACAAGAAAAAGAGAAUGAUUUCAAAAUCCCUCCACAUGUCAAUAAAUUUUGCUUCAUUUGGUAAUGAAACAAGUAAAAAAUCACUCGGGACACCUAGGGACCUUUCAACAACACUACAAACUCCUACCAAGCACCAACUGCAGGCAUCAGUUAAUGCAGAGGCAAAGCAUCCUUCAAAAGUUCUACACUCAGAAGACCAAAGUUGUUCAAUUUCUUCGAACCCAACUGGAAGCAAAGCACGGCCAUUUAGCUUCAGGAGUGAAGAAAGGGCAGCCAAAAGAAAGGAGUUCUUUCAGAAGCUUGAAGAGAAACUCAAUUCAAAGGAAGCAGAAAAAGUUCAAGUGCAAACUCGAUCUAAGGGGAAAGUUGAGCAUCACCUUAAUACAUUCAGACAGAGCACUGAUUUGAAAACCAAGCCUAUUGAAGAUCAUUCUCAUGGAUCAUGGUCUCUGAGUAAUCCCAUGAAGAAGAUCCCUUUGACAAGACCUCGAUCACCAAAACUUGGAAGGAAGCGAUCUCCCAGCAGCUCGCAGGAUGCAAGAUCUAAGCCUCCUCAGAGGCGUUCCAUCAAUACUGAAAUUUCUAAGCAUGCCACGCAGAAAGUUAACAGAACAACUUGUUCAGUGAGAGGGACCUCACUUGCAAAGAACAGACACGAGAAUGCUUCUCCAAACAUCCAGCUUUAGUCAUCAAUGAGGUAUCCCGCAAGCAAUGGCAUGGAGGAGGAUUAGUUGAUCAUUGACCCAACGGUGGAUCGUCCAUGAUAUCAUUUGUAUUUACACAUCACUCAGAUGAAAAAAAUAAUCUUGUGAUGGAAGAUAGGAUUCAUGGUAGGAGGAUUUUGAUAUCAGCGGAAAGUUUGUAAUUGUUUGUGAGCAAGAAGAAAAGAGGCAAUUUCAUUGCAAGUAAUGGUAUGAUAAAUUUAUAAUAAACCAUAUAUACAAGUGCAGCUUUUCUGCAAAUGAGAAUUUUCUCCAUUUUUCUGUCUUAACCUUUACAAUAUGAGCUUUCUGCAAUCUUUACAUGUGCACCAUACCUUUAUGGCUAUACCAAUUAAUGUUUACAUGCCUC
Messenger RNA from Rubroshorea leprosula, 2460 nucleotides. The record is from the annotation of a GenBank genome assembly. NCBI's taxonomy places the organism in Eukaryota, Viridiplantae, Streptophyta, Magnoliopsida, Malvales, Dipterocarpaceae.